Molecule: messenger RNA, 867 nt
Organism: Myotis daubentonii (Daubenton's bat)
Lineage: Eukaryota; Metazoa; Chordata; Mammalia; Chiroptera; Vespertilionidae
Product: THO complex subunit 4-like
Exons: 2
Coding region: 1-867 (288 amino acids)
Source: RefSeq, a predicted model, not a curated record
AUGGCCGACAAAGUCAACAUGUCUCUGGACGACAUCAUUGGGCCGAACCGGAGCCAGCGGGGCGGCAGCGGCGGGGCUAGGGACCGAAGCCAGGACCGAGGCCGGGACCGAGUGAGCCGGGGCGGCGGGCCGUUCCGGAACCGGGCGGCCCUCGACCGAGGCAGGAACCGGCCGGCGCCCUACAGCAGGCCGCUGAGACAGCUUCCCGACGAGUGGCAACACGACCGCUGCCGCAGGGGCUUGGGCAGGGGCGCCGGCCCGGUGACCGGGGGGAAGCUGCUUCUGUCCAACCUGGCCUUCGGAGUGUCCGACGAGGACGUCCAGCAGCUGUUUGCGGAGUUCGGGCCUCUGAAGAAGGCCGGGGUCCACUACGACCGCUCCGGCCGCAGCCUGGGAACAGGCCACGUGCACUUUGCGCGGAAGGCAGACGCCCUCGAAGCCAUGAGACAGUACCACGGCGCCCCUUUGGAUGGCCGUCCCCUCAACAUCCAGCUCGUCACCUCACAGAUACACACGCAGCGCAGCCCGGUACAGAGUGUCAACAGGGGCGGGGUGACUCCACACCGAGGAUCUGGAGGCUUGGGCGGCGGCAUGCCGAGUCGCGCCCGCGGAGGCAGCCGGGCUACAGGCCGGGACACCGGGCGCAAUUCACAGCAACAGAUCUCUGCGGAGGAGUUGGACGCUCAGCUGGACGCUUACAACUCCAUGAGGAGCACCAAAAGGUUGGACGCCCAGGUGAACACUGGCGGCGCGCUGAGGGGCACCAAAAAGUGGGACUCCCAGAAGGACGCUUACAACCCGAUGGGGGGCACCGAGGAGUUGGACGCCCAGCUGGACGCUUCCGACGCCAUGAUGGACACCAGCUAA